GCCGGUUUUUAUCUGUUUGCUCUUGGUUUUCUUCCAUAUCCACCUAUUCAUUUAUUUCUCAUACAGUUCUGCAUUAAUCCACAUCCCCGUCGCUCUUUUUACUUACCCACCACUAUGCAGCUUCAAGCUCUCGUCGCUCUUUUAACGCUCAUUGGGUCUUCGAAUGCACACCAAGUCCACAACGCCCAACAUGCUCGCUUGGCAAAGAGGGCUACAGUCAACACUGUAACUACCACUGUAGCUACCACCUCACACUCAUCUUCCGCCGCCGCGACAUCUUCUGCCUCCUCCCUAUUGUCGAUGGCUGCGACAACAUCUGCCAGCGCGUCCUUGCCGUCGGUUUCGUCCAUGGUUGGCACAGGUAUCCCACCGUUGAGCCAGCUUACAUCCGGAAUGCCCUCGCCAUCAACGUUGCCUCCAACUGCCACCUACUCUGGUGGUGCUAGUCCGCCUGUUUCCGGCGUCCCUCCUCUUCCUUCACCAACGUUUGUUUAUAAAAAUGGCGACUGGCCUACCCAGGAUCAAGUUCCUCCAACAAAUUCUUCAGAGGUUCAACAAUGGAUGAAGGAAUUGGAAGCCUUCAACAUCCCUAGCUUCGCUCCCACUGUAGACGGUUCCUGUGGGACUGAUCCCGAUGCUUUAGCUCAUGCUGCUGACCGUGGCUGGUGGACCUGUGGAGGUUAUACGAGGCCAACCGAUAUCACCGCUUGUCCUGAUAAGUUGACGUGGGGUGUCAGUUUCGACGAUGGUCCCGGUCCUUAUAGUACACAGCUACUCGAGUUCUUGUUUCAAAAGAACAUUAGCUCUACUUUCUUCGUCAUUGGAUCUCGUAUCAUUGAACGUCCUGCGGUCUUGGUUGAAGAGUACAUGGGUGGCCAUGAAAUCAGCGUGCAUACUUGGUCUCAUCGCCCCCUAACUUCUCUCACUAAUGAGCAAAUCGUUGCCGAGCUGGGAUGGACCCGUAAAGCUAUCAAAGCCGUUAUUGGCGUGACUCCAACUACCAUGCGCCCGCCAUUUGGGGAUAUUGACGACCGUGUUCGGGCCAUCUCACUGGCCAUGGGUUUAGUUCCCGUGAUCUGGACUCGUACUCCUUCCGGUUCACAAUUUGAUACCAAUGAUUGGAAGGUACCAGGAGGGGUGGUCACCGGGCCUGAGUCAUUCUCAACUUUCCAGUCCAUCCUUGGCAAUGCCACGAUCAUUGACACUGGAUUUGUUGUCUUACAGCACGAUCUCUAUGCCAGCACUGUCGACCUUGCCGUAGGAUAUACUUUACCUCUCGCGAUGAGCUUCAACCCGCAUCUCACUCUGGAGCCUAUUGGCCAAUGCAACAAAAUCCCUGAGAGCAACCUUUAUCGCGAGAGCAACACGAAUACGACAUUCCCCUAUAAAAACGCCACCAGUGGAGACCCUUCGAUCCCAGUCUCGCCUUCCCAGGACACUUCUGGUACAAAUUCGACAAACGCUGCUUCGGAUGCCUUGAACCCUAUUUACAAUAUAGCUGCUGCUGCGGGGAUUGUCAUGUCUACUAUUCUUCUUACUUGACUUCCUAAUAUCAUUACUGACGGACAAUUAAGAUCUGGACCAACGUAGAUACAUCUGUUGAAUUUAUCUGGUUUUAGAGGAUGUCUUCAUGAGCAUUAGAGCAUCGCGUGAUAUUUCAAGGCUACAGCCGUCAUCGAUGUCUAGGCUUAUGACAAUGACGUCCUUAUUUCCUGUUCACGUACGAAUGGUGGUGUUCCACCUAUACUU
Messenger RNA from Serpula lacrymans var. lacrymans S7.9, 1749 nucleotides. RefSeq names its product carbohydrate esterase family 4 protein. Lineage: Eukaryota; Fungi; Basidiomycota; Agaricomycetes; Boletales; Serpulaceae. Gene Ontology annotation, molecular function: chitin deacetylase activity. Gene Ontology annotation, cellular component: membrane. The transcript has 10 exons. The record is from RefSeq and is a predicted model, not a curated record. Bases 115 to 1542 code for a protein of 475 amino acids. Gene Ontology annotation, biological process: carbohydrate metabolic process.